UAGGCUAUUAAAUCCGGGCGGAGUGUGAACAUGUGAACACAUGAGAAAACUGUGCAGAGAACGCACCGAGCACAGCAUCGUCUUCAAUCGGAUGUUGUUUUGGAAAGCAGCGGUCUGGUGAAUAUGAGGAUGAAGCGCCCUCUGCUGCUGUUGCUGCACCUUAUGCUGGAGAGUCAGGCGCUGCGUUACUCCAACAGUUACUACUAUCAGGACUUAUCACCUGAUGGCAACGGAAACGGAGAGAUAUACUUCAGUGGUGUGCGUCUUCACGUGGAAUCUCCUCAAACUUUGGUGUCUGCUGUACAAGGAGGCAAUGUGACUCUUCCAUGUGUGUACCGGUAUGAGCCGGAGGUCAGUGCACCUCGCAAGACGAGGGUGAAGUGGUUCUGGCAGCCGAACACAGGUGAAACCAAAGAGAUGCACGUCAUAGUGGCUUUUGGGUCCCGACACAGGAGUUACGGCGACUUCCGGGGUCGCGUGCGUCUGCGCCGGAGUGCUCCAGGCGAUGCGUCUCUGGUCAUCAACCCGCUGCUGAGCGACGACACUGGGCGCUACCGCUGUGAGAUUAUAGACGGCCUGGAGGACGAGAGCAUCACCGUGGAGCUUCAGUUUCGGGGUAUAGUGUUCCCAUAUUACUCUCCCAUGGGUCGCUACCAGUUUAACUUCCAGGAAGCCAAAGAGGCAUGUGAGGAGCAGGGUGCUUGUCUGGCCACCUUUGAGCAGCUGUUUGCAGCCUGGGAGGAAGAAAAGCUUGAUUGGUGCAAUGCUGGCUGGCUGGCUGAUGGGACAGCACAGUACCCUGUAUCAGUGCCUCGAGAUGCCUGUGGUGGUACAGACCUGGCACCGGGCGUCAGGAGUUACGGCGUACGCCACAAAUCCAUCGACCGAUUUGAUGCAUUCUGCUUCACUUCUUCAAUCAAAGGUGAAGUUUACUUCCUGCAGCACCAGCUCAAGCUGAACUUCUCUGAGGCAGUGGAGGAGUGUGCACAGGAUGGUGCUCAGAUUGCUAAAGUGGGUCAGCUGUACGCAGCAUGGAGGUUUGCAGGGUUAGAUCAGUGUGAUGCUGGGUGGUUGGCUGAUGGCAGUGUGCGUUAUCCCAUCAUCAAACCCAGAGCCAACUGCGGCCCACCUGAUCCUGGUGUACGGAGCUUCGGCUUCCUGCCCCAGCAUUUAAAAUAUGGAGUUUACUGUCACAAAGUCAGAUGGUAAGAUUCUGACACAACUGUGGUCAUCAAUUUAAAAUUCAGUCAACACAAAUGUGAAUUCUGGCAGAUGAUAUAUGGUUUGAUGAUUCAUCUUCUAAUUUCUGUAAUACAAAUGAAGGGUGUCUGAGCUGUUCCUGUGAAUCUGCAAUCAGUUUAGUUUUGAUUAAAUGGACUGAUUUGGAUUCCACUAUUACAUUUUCUGAUUUUAUAAACAGGUUCAUCAAAAAAAAUUAGAAUAUUGAGGAAAAGUUCUUUUUUUCCGUAAUUUAAUUCAAAAAGUAGAACUUUCGUGUAUUCUAGAUUCAUUACACAUAAAGAGAAAUAUUUCAAGCCUUUUUUUUUUGUUUUAUUCUUGAUGAUUACGGCAUACAGCUCAUGGAAAUCAAAAAUCCAGCAUCUCAAAAUAUUAGAAUAAAGAAUUUAUAAUACACAAAUGUCAACCUUCUGAAAAGUAUGUUAAUUUAUGCACUCAGUAUUUGGUCGAGGCUCCUUUUGCACGAAUUAAUGCAUCAAUGUAGCGUGGCAUGGAGGCAAUCAUCCUGUAGCACUGCUGAGGUGUUAAGGAAUCCAAGGUUCCUUUGAUAGCGGCUUUCAGCUCGUCUGUAUUGUUAGGACUGCUGUCUCUCAUUGGUUGCUUCUCUAUGGGGUUCAGGUCAGGCGAGUUGGCUGGCCAAUCAAGCACAGUAAUACCAUGGUCAGCAAACCAGUUACUAGUAGUUUUGGAACUGUGGGCAGGUGCCAAGUCAUGCUGGAAAAGGAAAUCAGCAUCUUCAUAAAGCUUGUCAGCAGAUGGAAGCAUGAAGUGCUCUAAAAUCUCCUGGUAGACACUGCAUUGACUCUCGACUUGAGAAAACACAGUGGACCAACACCAGCAGAUGACAUGGCACUCCAAAUCAUCACUGACUGUGGAAACUUCACACUGGACUUCAAGCAACUUGGAUUCUGUGCCUUUCCACUCUUCCUCCUGCCUCUGGGACCUUGAUUUCUAAAUUAAAUGCAAAAUUUACUUUCAUCUGAAAAGAGGACUUUGGACCACUGCGCAAUGGUCCAGUUCUUUUUAAAGGCCAAGGAAACCUUUGCAUGUGUUGAGUUUUUAGCUGAUUAGAGCUCUUCUCAGGUCGACAUUUCUGUAUUAAAAAUUCUUUAUUCAAAUAUUUUGAGAUACUGGAUUUUUGAUUUCCAUGAGCUGUAAGCCGUAAUCAUCGAGAUUAAAACAAAAAAAGGCUCGAAAUAUUUCACUUAAUGUGUAAUGAAUCUAGAAUAUAUGAACAUUCCACUUUUUGAAUUAAAUUAUGGGGGGAAAAGAACUUUUCCACGAUAUUCCAUUUUUUUUUAGCUGCACCUGUAUGUAGAAUUAAGCAUUAAAGUAUCACUCAGGGAAUAGGUCUGCAAAAACUGCCCUUGGUAAAUUCUCUCACAUCAACUAAAUCAAUGGACAUUCAUUGUAUAAUACAUACAAUGUGUUCUACCAUCACAUGUACUACAGCCAUGUACUAUAUGUGCAUAUAUAAACUAUUUACAUUAAAUUUCACAUACAUAUAGAUGCAACAAAGCAAACUAUAAUGGAAGUUAACCCCCCCCCCCCCCACACCCCCAAAGUUCUGUGAUAUAUUUUUGCUCAAAUGACUGAAAGCUUUGCAUAUGUAGUAUCCUACGUACAUAUAGUGUUUAAUUUCACUAAUUGUGUUUAUGCCAUAGUCCAUGCAUGUUUACAGUCUAUCUUGUUUAAAAACAACAACAACUUGCUGUUGUUUUAUUGUCUUAUUAACUAUCAUUUUAGAUAAUAAAUGUUUUUUCCCCUUAAAA
Messenger RNA from Ictalurus punctatus (channel catfish), 3011 nucleotides. RefSeq names its product hyaluronan and proteoglycan link protein 3 (gene hapln3). The record is from RefSeq and is a predicted model, not a curated record. The transcript is spliced from 5 exons. Gene Ontology annotation, molecular function: hyaluronic acid binding. Bases 124 to 1209 code for a protein of 361 amino acids. Gene Ontology annotation, biological process: cell adhesion. NCBI's taxonomy places the organism in Eukaryota, Metazoa, Chordata, Actinopteri, Siluriformes, Ictaluridae.